Molecule: messenger RNA, 552 nt
Organism: Endocarpon pusillum Z07020
Lineage: Eukaryota; Fungi; Ascomycota; Eurotiomycetes; Verrucariales; Verrucariaceae
Product: ADP-ribosylation factor
Exons: 4
Coding region: 1-552 (183 amino acids)
Biological process (GO): intracellular protein transport; vesicle-mediated transport
Cellular component (GO): plasma membrane; cytoplasm
Molecular function (GO): GTPase activity; GTP binding
Source: RefSeq, a predicted model, not a curated record
AUGGGUCUCACAAUCUCGAAGUUGUUUGACAGGUUCUUGGGGAAGAAGGAGAUGCGGAUUCUUAUGGUUGGUCUUGAUGCGGCCGGGAAGACAACCAUUCUGUACAAGUUGAAACUUGGAGAAAUCGUCACUACGAUCCCUACAAUUGGCUUCAACGUUGAGACGGUAGAAUACAAGAACAUCCAGUUCACUGUGUGGGACGUGGGUGGACAAGACAAAAUUCGACCUUUGUGGAGGCAUUACUUCCAAAAUACUCAAGGUAUCAUUUUCGUGGUUGACAGCAACGAUCGAGAUCGUGUCGUUGAAGCCAGGGAGGAGCUGCAAAGAAUGUUGAACGAAGAUGAGCUCCGGGAUGCCCUUCUACUCAUCUUCGCCAAUAAACAGGAUCUUCCAAAUGCCAUGAAUGCUGCGGAAAUUACUGACAAGCUUGGUCUACACUCGCUCACUCGACGUGCUUGGUACAUUCAAUCCACGAUUGCAACUACUGGUGAUGGUCUGUACGAAGGGCUAGAGUGGUUGAGCACUACCCUGAAAAAGCAGGGUCACAACUAA